This is a messenger RNA of Ilex paraguariensis (yerba mate), 540 nucleotides long. The record is from the annotation of a GenBank genome assembly. NCBI's taxonomy places the organism in Eukaryota, Viridiplantae, Streptophyta, Magnoliopsida, Aquifoliales, Aquifoliaceae.
AUGGAGCAGUUUACACUCCGAGUUCCACCUUCUGUUGCUGAGCGAAUAGACUUCCUUUUGAGUGAGAAUGCCUCUUCUUCUGAAGACAAAUCAUUGGAUUUAUCUUUCUCGGGUCUGGUGUAUACAACAUUACCGGCUCAUGUGGAGAGACUGUUUUUGAAACUUGAAUAUUUGCCGCCCAGGACAUAAUGGAGCAACCUUAUCUCUACAUUAUUUAGAAUAUUUGUGCAUGUGUUUUGAGGGGAGGAUUGAAUAAAUAUCUUGGUUGGCUUUUAUAAUUUUCUAUUCAAUGGAUCAUAAAGAGUUAUAGGUAUUUUUGAGCUUUUGAAGCAAUGAGAACGUUGAAAAAGAAUCUUCUUGGUGGUUUGUAGUUGCAACUUCAAUAGAACAUGAUGAGAAGAGGCUGAUCCAUGAGGCCCUUUCAAAUAGUGAGCCAAAUGCCAUGUGUUGUAGGAGAUGUGGUAUUAAGGACACCACCUAAUUAUUUUUGGAUUUUUAGGAUCCAGGGUGGAAGUCAUCUUGAAUAGUUACUUCAGGAGA